Messenger RNA from Alternaria postmessia, 2184 nucleotides. RefSeq lists its product as uncharacterized. Bases 1 to 2184 code for a protein of 727 amino acids. NCBI's taxonomy places the organism in Eukaryota, Fungi, Ascomycota, Dothideomycetes, Pleosporales, Pleosporaceae. Gene Ontology annotation, cellular component: mitochondrion. The record is from RefSeq and is a predicted model, not a curated record. The transcript is spliced from 6 exons. Gene Ontology annotation, biological process: glutathione catabolic process; ubiquinone biosynthetic process. Gene Ontology annotation, molecular function: oxidoreductase activity, acting on paired donors, with incorporation or reduction of molecular oxygen, NAD(P)H as one donor, and incorporation of one atom of oxygen; 2-octaprenyl-6-methoxyphenol hydroxylase activity; glutathione specific gamma-glutamylcyclotransferase activity.
AUGCCGCCCCGAAUACUUCUAAGAGGGCCCAGGGCUCUAUCGUCGCCAUCGGCAGCCUGGGUCCGUCUGCGGCCUCAGCAGAGGUUUGCCUCGAGCUCCGCAAAUGCACCGGAGGCUUACGACGUCGUCUGCGUAGGCGGUGGACCAGCAGGUCUGAGUCUCCUGACCGGUCUGAAAGCAUCGCCAAUCACAAGCGGGCUGAAAGUUGCACUCAUCGAGGGACAAGAUCUACACAAGAAUCGAUUAUCACAAGAUGCUAGUUUGGAGAGCUUUUCCAAUAGAUGCAGCUCCCUCACCCCGGCCUCCGUGAAGAAUUUACAGGAAAUCGGAGCAUGGGCGCAUGUCAACACACCCCGGGUGCAGCCAUACCAAGAGAUGCAAGUAUGGGACGGCGUCACUGAUGCGCGGAUAUCGUUCGAUUGGCACACAGCGAAACCUCUCCUUACUCCUCGUAACCCGGCGCAGCCUACGACGAUCGCCUACAUGAUCGAGAACGUCAAUACGGUUACCGCUCUGUUGAGCCGGCUCGAACAAUUGGGCGGUGUCGACUUUUACACAUCCACAAAGGUCAACUCGAUAGAUCUGGGUACAGAUACAGAGAAGAUGGACUUCUCAUCAUGGCCAAUGCUCACGCUAUCCAAUGGAAAGACAUUGGCAGCUAGGCUGUUAGUCGGAGCCGAUGGUGCGAAUAGCCCAGUGCGGACUUUUGCAGACAUUGAGUCGCGAGGCUUCGAUUAUGGUAGACACGGUUUAGUGGCUAGUCUGAAGCUCGAGGGGCAAGGCUGGGGCGGUCCAGAUCACAAGAUCGCAUACCAGCGGUUCUUGCCAACCGGCCCCAUAGCUAUGCUGCCCCUUCCAGGAAACAUGUCGACACUUGUCUGGAGUACCACGCCGGAGCGUGCCGCGAAGCUCAAGACGUUGUCACAAGAGGAUUUCGUUGCAAUGGUCAAUGCGGGUUUCCGACUGUCACCCACAGACUUGGAGUAUCUACACACACUCUCAUCUGGACAGGCAGAAGAAGUUGAAUGGCGAGAGAAACACACGCCUGUCGACGAACAUGCGAUACCAAUGCGAGUAGCACACGUACAAGACGGUACAGUCGCAUCCUUCCCACUUCGCAUGCGACACGCGGAUACAUACACUGGUGAACGAGUUGCGCUGGUUGGCGAUGCGGCGCACACCAUACAUCCGCUCGCAGGCCAAGGUUUAAACCAAGGCCAAGGCGAUGCUGCGGCGCUCGUUCGAACGAUAUCACAUGCAGUGCAAACUGGCCAAGACAUCGGAUCAACGUUGGCGUUGGAGAGCUAUACCAGCGAGCGAUACGCGGAGAAUAAUGCAAUGCUGGGCGUAUGCGAUAAAUUACAUCGACUGUAUAGCGUUGAAUCAGGCCCGCUUGUAGGAUUGCGAAGUCUCGGAUUGAGAGCUGUUGAUGCAAUGGGUCCACUAAAGGGUUUCUUCAUGAGCCGCGCUGCAGACCACACGAGUGAGAUCGAAACUUAUGGCAGCAACGACGACUUCUGGAUCUUUGGAUACGGUGAAGAUCACCGGGGAACGCCCGAGGCUCCAGGACGUGUUGUCACUUUGAUCGAUAAAGCGCAUUGGGAGACUCUGACAGACACUCAUGAAUCCACCGGGCGCGUGUGGGGCGCUGCAUACCAUAUUCCCGCCUCUCAUGUAAAAGAGGUGCGCGAGUACCUCGACAUCCGCGAGAUAAAUGGAUAUUCCAUUCAGUUCACGCCAUUCCAUCCUGCUAUUAGUACAUCCGAAGUCACGUCCCCACCUCACGACUCGGAGCCGAAUGAAUCCGAAAGAGGCAUGUGGGCGGGCAUCCGAGCUACCAACUCAAUAAGCGUGACGGAGGAGGCGGGAAGUAUCAAGUGCCUGGUGUACAUUGGGUUACCAGAGAAUCCGCAAUUCUUGGGCGCGCAGGAUCCUGAUGCUUUGGCGAGAAAGAUAUUGGAAAGCAAAGGACCAAGUGGCGAGAACAAGGAGUACCUUUACAAUCUGGAGAUUGCGUUGCUUGGAUUAAGCCACAACAGUGGAGACGCCCACGUGAGCGAUUUGGUACGACGAUGCAAACAAUUGGAGCAGGAAGCUGGAGUCGGAAAGGAGGAAGGCAACAGUAGUAGUCAAGGGUUGUACAGGGUAGGAAGCACGGAGGAACAAGAGGAGGUUGAAAAGUAG